This is a messenger RNA of Scleropages formosus (Asian bonytongue), 2212 nucleotides long. Its product is annotated as golgin subfamily A member 7B-like. Gene Ontology annotation, cellular component: palmitoyltransferase complex. Bases 185 to 661 code for a protein of 158 amino acids. Gene Ontology annotation, biological process: protein targeting to membrane; peptidyl-L-cysteine S-palmitoylation. The record is from RefSeq and is a predicted model, not a curated record. NCBI's taxonomy places the organism in Eukaryota, Metazoa, Chordata, Actinopteri, Osteoglossiformes, Osteoglossidae. The transcript is spliced from 6 exons.
CGCACAGCCCUGGCGCGCGAGCGAGGGUGUGAUGUGAUGGUUGAGCCCACGGCGGCAGCUGCCUCCGCCGCCACCCCCCCUCCCCGCACCCCGCACCCCGCCCCCCGCCCACGCUGUCCCACUAAGGCGGGUGGGAGCAGCUUCAGCACCGGACAGCUCCCCCGCAGCGCGGCCGCGCGGCAACAUGGCGACAGAGUUCCAUAACCUGCAGGAGCUCCGGCACAGCGCCUCUCUGGCCACCAAGGUCUUCAUCCAAAGGGAUUACACUGAAGGGACAGUCUGCAAGUUCCAGACCAAGUUUCCUGCUGAGCUGGACAGCCGGAUUGAGCGCAGUCUCUUUGAGGACACGGUGAAGACCCUCAACAACUAUUAUGCCGAGGCUGAGAAGAUAGGUGGCCAGUCGUACCUAGAGGGCUGCCUGGCCUGCGCCACAGCCUAUGUAAUCUUCCUGUGCAUGGAGACACGCUACGAGAAGGUGCUGAAGAAGAUCUCUAAGUAUAUCCAGGAGCAGAAUGAGAAGAUCUACGCACCCCGAGGCCUGCUUAUCACAGACCCCAUUGAGAGGGGUAUGAGGGUUAUUGAGAUCUCUGUCUUCGAGGACCGGGGCUCCAGUGGCUCCAGCUCAGGCAGCAGCUCAACAAGCAGCAGCAGUGGCCGGUGACUGGAGGAACAGCACCAGGGCAUCCCACCAGGCCUUCUUUAACAGUAUUUUUUUUCAACUACUCAGACUUUGCAUAUUUCUAGAAGACAGUAGUUCACGGGUGGUGGUCGAGGGGUCGGGGCGGCGGGUGCUUUACAUCCUACGGCCCUCUCCCUCAGCAACCUUCGCUUCCACCCGACACACACCAGUUAAGCAGCUCCUGCGCAGGGCCUUCCCCACCCACCAUGCUGGAUGCCUUCAUGUUUCACCCCGUGGAAUACCCAGCCUGGCGCUGUGACCCAUGGACUCCGCACUGCCACUCGAGCCUCUUUGUGUGUUAUGUUGUGCUGCAACUGCCAAUGCAUGGAGCUCUUUUCUGUACAGACGUGGGCGUGACGUGAGAAACAAACAGACAAAAAAGAAAAAAAAAAACCUUCUUGUGUUGUUUGACUCUGAAAAUGUUGAUUAUAAUAUCAACCCUCCUGUGAAAUCGUUUCCAGGAACACCUGGGUCUUUGCAGCUUCAUGGGAUGGUCACAGGUGUAGGGUUGUGGUCAGGGGAGAGUGGAUGAAGUCUAAUUUGGGACCGGGGCAGGUGAGGGACAUUCAGAGGGCUCAUGAUUCAGAGGGUUAAUGGAAGGUAAUAGAGAAAAUGAAGGCUGGGGAGUUGAACUGCCAUUAAAGCAUGGGUGUGUCAUGUUUAGAUGUAUACCAUUUCGGGGAGUGUAUAUUUGAAUUCUUGCUGUGCAAAUUGUUUCCACAAAACCACAAGAAUGCCUGCUGCAGACAUGUGAAACGUGAGAUAACUUGUUACGUACUGAAAGGUUUACUGAGGUGUUGUAGUGUUGUAAAAGUCCAGUAGAUUUUUUUGUUGUCUAUGCAUGAGAAGAGCUACUGCCAAGGCGACCAGUAUCGCCAUCACUGAGAGCUGUUAGCAACAGCUUGAUAUUUUACAUGGGUCAUGGAAAUGGGAAGUAGUUGGGACUUGAACAGAGUCCAGUGUAGGAGGGGCUAUGUGGCAAAGGGAGGAGGGACUUUAUGUAGUAAAAGAGGAGGAGCUAGGAGUCAAGGACCGGAGAAGUUGUGUGUCAGAGAAGAGACUAAGAGUCGAAGGGAAGAAGGCCUGUGUGUCAGGGGAUGGGAUUUGUGUCAAAAAGAGGAGGGACUACGUGUCAAAGAGCCAACGAAAAUGGAGAUUUUUGUGGACUAAGCUGUGAAGAUGGUGAACAGGGAAGGGGCAGUGUCAAUGGACUAAGUUUACAUUACUUUACCUGUACUGUACCUUGUACCUGUACUCCUUGAUGCAAAUGUAUAUUUUGUUGAUGUAGCGACCCAUGAAAAUGUUGGGGUUUUUCAAGUAAGUCUUCCUGUUGAUAGCGACCAGACGUUUCGUGGUCUCCAAAGAGUUCAUGGUUCAUGGCAUGCUGCAGAAGUCUUACGUCAGUAACAUGAGAUGUUUGUUUUUCUUUACAGAGACAUGUUGGGUCAUGUUUAUGCAAGUGUAAUUGAUACCGUAGAUUUUCAUAAAACAAAAAAUACUGGAUACCUAAGAGUGCUAAAGUGUAAAAAUGUA